AUGCCAUGGCUGUUGCUCACCUCUGCAAAUCUCUUUGGCAGGAGCAGCCUUCUCCCCGGACCCCCUCCUUUCAGAGGCAUUGUAGUGAUGGCUGCAAGAAAUCUGAGUGUGGAGACAAGCUUUGCUCUCUUGGGUUUCACAGAUUACCCAUGGCUUCAGAUUCCUCUCUUCCUAGUGUUUCUGAUGAUGUACAUUAUCACUGUGGCAGGAAAUCUUGGCAUGAUAGUAAUCAUCAAGAUUAACCCCAAAUUUCACACUCCCAUGUACUUUUUCCUUAGCCACCUUUCUUUUGUUGAUUUUUGUUACUCUUCUAUCAUUACUCCCAAGCUGCUUGAGAAUUUGGUCAUGGCUGAUAAAAGCAUCUUCUACUUCAGCUGCAUGUUGCAGUACUUCCUGUCCUGCACGGCUGUAGUGACUGAGUCCUUCUUGCUGGCGGUGAUGGCCUAUGAUCGCUUUGUGGCCAUCUGUAACCCUCUGCUUUAUACAGUGGCCAUGUCACAGAGGCUCUGUGCCCUGCUGGUGUCUGGGUCAUACCUCUGGGGUAUGUUUGGCCCUUUGGUACUCCUUUUCUGGGCUCUUCAACUGAACUUCUCUGGACGGAACAUAAUCAACCACUUUUUCUGUGAAUAUACGGCUCUCAUUGCUGUCUCAAGCUCUGACACACGCAUUCCCCAUCUGCUGCUCUUUAGCUUUGCCACCUUCAACGAGGUGAGCACACUGCUGAUCAUCCUCACUUCAUACAUUUUUAUUUUUGUGACUGUACUAAACAUCCGUUCUGCCAGUGGGCGUCACAAAGCCUUCUCCACCUGUGCCUCCCACCUGACGGCCAUCACCAUCUUCCAUGGGACCAUUCUUUCCCUCUACUGUGUGCCCAACUCCAAAAACUCUCGGCAAACUGUCAAAGUGGCCUCUGUAUUUUACACAGUGGUCAACCCCAUGCUGAACCCUCUGAUCUACAGCCUGAGGAAUAAAGAUGUGAAGGAUGCCUUCCGGGAAUUAAUAGACACAAAAGUCCCAUUUCGGGGGACCCAUUUCAAAAGAUGUGUUUGA
Manis javanica (Malayan pangolin) is the source of this 1050-nucleotide messenger RNA. Its product is annotated as olfactory receptor 5D14. Gene Ontology annotation, biological process: G protein-coupled receptor signaling pathway. The record is from RefSeq and is a predicted model, not a curated record. Gene Ontology annotation, cellular component: membrane. Gene Ontology annotation, molecular function: olfactory receptor activity; G protein-coupled receptor activity. NCBI's taxonomy places the organism in Eukaryota, Metazoa, Chordata, Mammalia, Pholidota, Manidae.